Mesocestoides corti is the source of this 1014-nucleotide messenger RNA. The record is from the annotation of a GenBank genome assembly. NCBI's taxonomy places the organism in Eukaryota, Metazoa, Platyhelminthes, Cestoda, Cyclophyllidea, Mesocestoididae.
AUGGGCAAGCCACAAGUCGGGAUCAACGGUUUUGGGCGUAUUGGUCGUCUUGUUCUGCGCGCUGCUGUCGCCAGCAACACUGUCGAUGUUGUUGCCGUCAACGACCCCUUCAUCGACCUAGAAUACAUGGUCUACAUGAUGAAGUAUGAUUCCACUCAUGGCAGGUACCCCGGCGUUGUCAAGGCCGAGGGCGGCAAACUGGUCAUUGACAACCACAAGAUUACCGUCUUCCAAGAAAGGGACGCUGGCGCCAUUCCGUGGUCCCAGACUGGCGCCCAAUACAUCGUUGAGUCCACCGGUAUUAACACGACAACUGAAAAGGCCUCGGCUCACUUUAAGGGUGGUGCUAAGAAGGUUAUUAUUUCGGCCCCUUCCGCUGAUGCUCCCAUGUUCGUGGUCGGUGUGAACGAGGAUAAAUACCAGCCCUCAAUGAACGUCGUCUCCAAUGCCUCCUGCACGACAAAUUGUCUAGCUCCAAUGGCGAAGGUCAUCAACGACAACUUUGGCAUUGCUGAAGGUCUUAUGACUACUGUUCACUCCUACACUGCUACGCAGAAGGUUGUUGACGGUCCCUCGGCCAAGGCCUGGCGUGACGGUCGUACUGCCGCACAAAAUAUUAUUCCUGCUUCAACCGGCGCCGCUAAGGCCGUCGGCAAGGUCAUUCCUGAGCUUAACGGGAAACUCACUGGCAUGGCUUUCCGCGUGCCCACACCCAACGUCUCUGUCGUCGACCUCACCUGCAAGCUUAGCAAGGCCGCCACAUACGAUCAGAUUAAGGCCGCCAUGAAGGCUGCAUCUGAAUCGCCUUCUAUGAAAGGCAUUCUUGAGUACACGGAGGACCAAGUCGUCAGUUCUGAUUUUAUCUCUACCACCUGCUCUUCAACUUUCGAUGCUCGCGCUGGUAUCGCUCUCAAUGAUACCUUCGUGAAGCUCAUCGCAUGGUACGACAAUGAAUAUGGCUACAGCUGCCGUGUUGUUGAUCUGAUCAACCACAUGUUCAAGAAGGACCACUGA